Chlamydomonas reinhardtii is the source of this 3729-nucleotide messenger RNA. RefSeq lists its product as uncharacterized. The transcript has 15 exons. Gene Ontology annotation, biological process: protein phosphorylation. Lineage: Eukaryota; Viridiplantae; Chlorophyta; Chlorophyceae; Chlamydomonadales; Chlamydomonadaceae. The coding region runs from base 105 to 2369 and encodes 754 amino acids. Gene Ontology annotation, molecular function: ATP binding; protein kinase activity. The record is from RefSeq and is a predicted model, not a curated record.
CUGUAGUUUUAGUCGCAAUCUUUGCCUGCAAACAAAUCAUCGCUACCUUAGAAAGCCAGCACGAACCAAGACACACAUAGCGCGCUUGUUGCAAAGCCACCGACAUGGCUCUGGCCCAGCGCCAAGUUUCCUGCCGCAUUGAGCGGUCUACAGGAGCAUCGACAUCGCAGCCUGUUGGGUCAUGCCUACUUGUGCAGCGGCGGCCGGGCCAGCGGCGAGGCGUGCCGGCGCGAGCGACACCCGAGUUCAUCGAUGCGCUCAGCGCCCUGGUGCCAAACCUCCCGCUGGAGCAGAUUGCAGCACCGUGUCAAGUCAUGAAGUGCGGUGACAUCGUCUACCGCAGUACGCUGGAUCCGUCCCUCUACAACGAGGCCGGCUUUGACGAGAAGACUGUCGCGCUGUUGGCCCCCGUGCUUGCGUAUCUCUUCCUCCCACCGGGCGUGCUACCAGGCGCCAUCGACUAUUACAUUCGCGCGCCCCUCAAGCGCAAGCAGACCAAGGCCAUUGACAAAAAUGACAUUGUCCUGGGCAAGCGCUUGGGCACGGGCGGCUUCGGCACCGUGUUCAAGGGGGAGCUCAAGGAGGAGGGCGGAGUCAAGACGUCCAUCAUCAUCAAGAAGGCCAAGGAGUUUGGCGAGGCCGAGGUGUGGAUGAACGAGCGCAUGAGCCGGGUGGCCGGGCACCACGUGGCGGAGUUCGUGACCGCCUUUGACGAGUCGCUCAACGUGCCGCUGCCCGCCGCCGCCGGCAAGCGAGCCGCGCCUGUGCAGCCCACCUCGCCGCUGGACGCCAACAGCAUCUGGCUGGUGUGGGUGUACGAGGGCGACAACACACUCAGCAGCCUCAUGGAGCGCCGCGAGUGGCCCUACAACCUGGAGCCACUGCUGUUUGGCCGCGAGCUGCGCGCGCCCCGCGGCCCCGUGCGCGAGCUGGUGACCAUCAAGGAGGCCUUCAGGCAGCUGGUGCAGGCGGUGGCCGCGUGCCACUCCGUGGGCAUCGUGCACCGCGACAUCAAGCCCGCCAACUGCAUUGUGAGCGAGCGCGACAAGAAGAUCAAGCUGAUUGACCUGGGCGCCGCCGCCGACCUGCGCAUCGGCAUCAACUACGUGCCCAACGAGUACCUGCUGGACCCGCGGUACGCGCCGCCGCAGCAGUACAUCAUGAGCACGCAGACUCCCAAGCCGCCGCCCAAGCCCGUGGCUGCCUUCCUGAGCCCCAUCCUGUGGACCAUGGAGAAGCCGGACCGCUUCGACAUGUACAGCUGCGGCAUCACGCUGCUGCAGAUGGUGUUCGGCCACCUGCGCAACGACAACGCACUCAUCGCAUUCAACAAGCGGCUGCAGGAGCUCAAGUGGGACCUGCCGGCCUGGCGUCGCGAGGAGGAGGCCAAGCUGCCCUCCGCCAAGGGGGCGCUGGCCGAGUCGCUGGAGGCGGGCUUUGAGGCGCUGGACGCGGACGGCGGCGCGGGCUGGGACCUGCUGAUGCGCCUGCUGGCGUACAAGCCCACGGACCGUCCCUCCGCCGCCGCGGUGCUGGCCCACCCCUGGCUGACGUCGGCCCCCGGCCGCACCGCCAGCCUGCAGCACAGCCUCAGCGGCAGCUUCGAGGCCACCGUGUCCACCGCCGCCGCCGCCACCAGCACGGCGCUCACGGCGGCAGGCAAGAGCCUGGGCCAGGCGGCCAAGGACGCGGGCCUGGCGUCAAUGGAGGAGGCCAUCCUCAAGGUGAACCAGGGCGCACUCACGGAGGCGCAGCUGAUGGAGGAGUUGGGCCUGCAGGAGCCGGCGCCGGUGGCGCCCCGCGAGGGCAGCCAGACCAUUGCCUGGUGGCAGGAGCGCCAGAACGAGCUCAAGGCGCGCCUGGUGGAGCGGCGGGAGGCCAUGUCGGAGUCGGAUCCAUACGGUGCGGCCCCAUCCGCAAUGCAGGUCGGCUCGGCGAUCAACAACGCCCGCGGCGGCAAGGGUGCCAAGCCAACCACGCCGGUGAAGCCUACCGGGCCCAUGGCCGCCGCUGGCGCGGCCGCAGCUGCGGCGGCGGCUGCCGCUCGGGUCGAGGCAAAGGUCAAGGUGCCCAACAUCCUCGGGGUGAAGAAGCCAGCCUCUGGCGGCGGCUCCAACGGCAGGGCCAACGGCAACGGUAACGGAAAGGCCGCGCCCGCCAAGGCUGCCAACGGAAACGGAAGCGGUAAUGGAAACACCAACGGAAACGGAAACGGUGCCAAGCAGCAGUUGUUCGGCGGUCUGCUGGGCCGCAAGCAGCAGCCGGUGGAGGAGGUGCAGGAGGAGCCCGAGGAGGAGGUGGAGCCGGAGCAGGAGACCGCUUCCAAGAAGGAGCGCGCGUUUAACCUGCUGGGAGUCUUUCGGCGGUAAAUGCAUCAGCGCGAUCGGACCUCAAUGCAAACUGAGAGAAGAAAAAGCAUAACUCCAAAAGCGACUUCUUUUUUCGCGGCUUUGCGAAUAACGGUGCGGCACGGUCGUGUGUGGUGCGUGAUCAUGAUGCGCAUAUGACGUCAGAAUACAUUUUGAGUGUGCAGCAGAAGCCGUCAGCAGAAAUAUUUAGUCCAUGCAAAGUGUCGCAUGGUAAUGUCGACUGACGGGUCACGGAAGCUUAUCCAGAGCGUGCGGCGCCCUCAUACUGUAGCGCCAGCCCCUCAAGCUUCCUAUGAGAAUGCUACAAUGUGGUUGUUUCAGGCUACAGCUUUCAAAGCAGGCGGGUUGGCUGACGUCUAGGUGCCCGUGAGGUGCCCGUAAGUUCCGGAGGGGGCUGGAAGUAGGCACAUGAGUAGGCGGUCGCAGGAUGGAGCGCUGGGUUGACCUGUGGGGAUCACGCCGCCGCUGCGGCAAGCAUUGAGCUUUGUUUAUGAAGCAAGUCAAAAGUGUUUGUUGGUUUCACACUUGCGUGGUAUUUCUUUGGCGCUGUAGCCUGAUGGAUGGGUAUGGCACCAGGCGUGCUGGCGCAUGCUGCUGAUGAGGCAUAAGGGGGACCUUGUCCGUAAGCCUUGCGCAAUUGUGAAGAUAACGUUGUGCAACAUGAAGAGCUCCAUUGCGAUCGGAUAGAUACGCCAUCUAUGCGCAGAUCCCGCCGACUGCGGCCGACUAGGUACGGCAGAGUGUGGUACGGGCCAGGGCAAAGCGAAUGCCGCGCGCCUGUCAAGCAGCGGCGAAGUUUCAAGGGCACAGUACACAAUGAGGACUGCGGCAUGCCAAGUGCGGCAAUUGAACUGGGCAGGUUCACAAGGCACAGACAGAGGGAGUGGGGACGCAUAUAAAAGAGUGGCACGAGGUUCCCGGCGGAUUGUGGCGCACGCCUUUAGGUAGAGGGGUUCCUUGGUGUUUGAUAGUUGGGAUCUGCGCAUUUUGAAUGCGGCCACGAGUGAGUUUACAGGAGCCAACUGGGAUAAAUAUCAUGGAGGUAUGGAUGCAGGCCAGUUCUCAUGACGCUCGUUAGGAACGGAGGGAGCCCUGUACAAAGCUUGCGUACUUCGUGCACAGUUGCCAACCCGGCAGCAUAUGAGCAAUUGAGCAUGGGCGCAUCAGGAAGAAACAGAGACUCUGAUGGCGAGUGGCGGGGCUGGCGCAACUGUACUGCUUUGGCCCAGCCCUGAGCCCAAUGAUUUUACUGGCUGCAUGGACGGACACACAAAGAAGGGAGAGCGCAUCCCAAGAGAGCAUUCCGUGAUACGAGGGCGAGCACUCACAGGCAUACAGUACGGUGUAACGCAUGGCAUGG